AUGCAAAGUGCCCCGCCUGACAAUGCAGUUACCUACAAAUUGGUCGUCGUUGGCGAAGGUGGAGUUGGCAAAUCGGCCUUGACUAUUCAAUUUUUUCAAAAAAUGUUUGUCGAAGAUUACGAUCCAACGAUUGAAGAUAGUUAUAUUCAACAUGUUGAGGUCGAUCGGCAAGUGUGUGUCCUUGAUGUUCUUGAUACAGCUGGUCAAGAAGAAUUUUCUGCUUUACGUGAACAAUAUAUGCGUAAAGGUGAUGGCUUUCUUAUUGUUUAUUCUGUGAUUGAUCCAAAUUCAUUUAAAAAUACACGACAAUUCUACAAUCAAAUCCUUCGAGUUAAAGACAGAAAGUCGUAUCCAAUGAUACUUGUCGCAAACAAAAUCGACUUAGUUCAUUUACGAAAAGUGUCGGAAGAAGAAGGUCGUGAGUUAGCGGCUGAACUACAAAUUCCAUAUAUCGAAACAAGCGCCAAAGUCCCGCCAGUCAACGUCGAUGCUGCGUUUCACGAACUUGUUCGCGCCAUUCGAUUACAAAACCAAACUCAAAAUCCAGUUAAAAAGAAACGAAAAAAACGUCGAUAUUUAAGUCGAUGUCGUUUAAUGUAA
This is a messenger RNA of Adineta ricciae, 600 nucleotides long. The record is from the annotation of a GenBank genome assembly. NCBI's taxonomy places the organism in Eukaryota, Metazoa, Rotifera, Eurotatoria, Adinetida, Adinetidae.